This is a messenger RNA of Maudiozyma barnettii, 1119 nucleotides long. Its product is annotated as C2H2-type zinc finger protein. The transcript has a single exon. Gene Ontology annotation, biological process: regulation of transcription by RNA polymerase II. Gene Ontology annotation, molecular function: RNA polymerase II cis-regulatory region sequence-specific DNA binding; DNA-binding transcription factor activity, RNA polymerase II-specific. Bases 1 to 1119 code for a protein of 372 amino acids. The record is from RefSeq and is a predicted model, not a curated record. Lineage: Eukaryota; Fungi; Ascomycota; Saccharomycetes; Saccharomycetales; Saccharomycetaceae.
AUGGAUCACGGUAGAUCUAUCGUAAAUUCAAAAUCGUAUGAAUCAAUACAUAGCAUGCAUUCUGCAAGAAGGGAAUUGAAUAAUAAUUUAUUUUCAACAAGUACACCAUCAUCUUUGCCAUCAAUAGGUAGAACUAAUUCCGUCUUUGUUAAUCCUGUUAGAAAUGACGAAAAUUAUUAUUAUCCAAUUACAAAAAUUCAGUUACCACCUGCAGGAGAUGCAAAUGAAGGUUACUAUAUAAAGGCUGUGGGAUAUCAACCAUCUCAUGAUUUUGGUUAUAACAGUAUGUCAGGUACAAGGUAUAACAGUAUAGAUUCCAAUAGUAGUGACUUUGAAAUAGGGAAUAGGUUGAGACAACUAGGAAAAAUACAGGAACCACAAGAAGAUCCUCGCCAACAAUAUAUAAAUGUUCCUUAUAGAGUAGGGGAUAUGGCAACUCAAAGCUCUUACCCAAGUAGUUACCCAGGUGGAAAAUAUCAAAGAAGUACCACAAAUGGUUAUAUAUCAGGACCAACAGCCUCGGUAUAUCGUCCUAAUUCAAAUAUAUCUAUUCCUGUUCCACAUAUGUACCCUGAGGCGGUCACAAAUAAUUCUAAUACUGGACCAGCGUAUGACAAAAUUAUUAGAAGUAUUAAUAAUGAAUAUACCCCCAAUAAUUCUCAAUAUCCCCAACCAAUAUAUCAAUUUAACCCUACAAUCACUAACCCUCAACAACAACAACAACAACAACAACAACAACAACUUGUACAGUACCCAGUUCAAGAACAUUAUCACUAUCAGUUGGGAACUGAUAAUCAGGAUGUCCCUCAUUAUGGGAAAAUUCCAAGCCAUUUCCAUAAAAAGAAAAUAAAUCAAUGUAAUAUCUGUGGUAAAAUAUUAACAAGACCUAGUUCUUUACAUUCUCACAUGUUCGUACACACUGGUGAUAGACCCUAUAUAUGUAAAUGGCCUAACUGUGGCAAAACAUUCAAUGUAAAAAGUAAUAUGAACAGGCAUUACAAAUUACACUUGAAGAGACAAGUUAUAGACGACAAACUUGGAAUCAAAAGAAAUGAAGGGGAUAAAUUAAUAACUGAAAAUAAACCAUAUAUUCUUUCGCACAAUGAGGUAGGACGCUAA